Molecule: messenger RNA, 4169 nt
Organism: Selaginella moellendorffii
Lineage: Eukaryota; Viridiplantae; Streptophyta; Lycopodiopsida; Selaginellales; Selaginellaceae
Exons: 11
Coding region: 335-4033 (1232 amino acids)
Cellular component (GO): nucleus
Molecular function (GO): zinc ion binding
Source: RefSeq, a predicted model, not a curated record
UUGAGUUUCCGUGUGUAUUGUCUCCGCCAGGGCGGCGCAGGGAAGCGCGAGCGAUGCGAUGACGGGGGCGAGCGGCGCCGCGCGCUGGAUCAGCGGACGCUGCUGCUGAUUCCCGCGAAUUCCCAGGGAAUUGGCGCUCCAGAGCAGGGAAUUCCAGAAUUGGAUCGUGGUUUAGGACGAUUUCUAGGACAGAUAGGAGCUCUUGGAUUAGGCUUGGGCGCUGUGGAUUGCCGAGGGGGGUUUUUGGGAGGAUUGACAGCAGACCCCAGGGAGCAGGGAGGGGCGGAUAGAGGCGUCGCUCGAUCGAUCGCGGCGGGGAGGAUGUGACGACGCAAUGGCAUUACAGGUAUCAGCUGGGUACAAAAGGGAUGUGUUAGCUGCCAUGGAAGGCAACGAGGAGCUCGAGGAAGGCGAGGCCUGCGAUGCCAACGAUUCCAAUUACGGUUCCGACCUUUGCUUCCCACACCUUGAGCACAAGCUGGCGGAGUUUCUGGGUCACGCCCGCAAGGAUUUCGAAGGUGGCUACUACCCGGAGAAAUUGGGAUCGAAGUAUGGAGGCUAUGGAACUUUCCUACCAACAGUACCCGCGGUUCCACCUCCGGCAGCUGCCGCUGGACGAAGAUUGUCACCUCUUACGCCUUGCAGACCGCCAGGGAUCACCAACUUGGAAGUGGCGAAGCAGGCUACCACCACGAUUGUUUCGGACAUGGCAACUGAUCAGCAUGCCUCUCCGUCCGCAAAGCCCAAGCUAAUCCCCGACUCUACUGGUACUGAAGUGAAGUCUUCGAUCACCCUGAGAAUAAAGAUGGGGAGCGAAGGUCGGGGCAGGAAUGCUGCUAUAUACAACAGGCUCGGUUUCUCUUCGCCUUCGGCUUCCGAAGGCGAAGACGACGAUUUGUCUGGACCCGAGUCCAGCCCCGACCGAAGCCCUGCAUCCAUGAUACAGAUCAUUCUAUCACAUCGGCUUCCUCCGGAUGGACUUUUAUCACCUUUGCCCGAUCUUACGCUCAGGCCAGUCGGAAGAUCCAUAAAGGUGGCCGACAGUGGCUCGACCAAGACAAAAGAACGUAGGCAGUCUAGAAUCACGAAAAUGGAAGAUGACAACUUGAAGGACUUAUCAGAGGACAGUGGCAGAAAGGACAUGGAGUUGGAUCGUAGGCAGGCGCAGGUUAAGCAAGAGGUGCAAGAGGUGAGGAAGGAGAAGAUCAAGGUCAAAAGCCAGGACGAAGCAUGGAAGUUUGUUUCUAUUCCUGCAAGGGCGGAGGAACAGAAGAUGCCAGCGAAGGAAGUUUGUGAUCUUGCAGCAGAAGACAAGGCUACAUCGAGAAAAGACUAUGCUCCUGUAAAGGAACUUCUUUCUGUCAAGGAUGUGCCUACGACGAAGUUACAACGCGAUGAGGCAUCUGUUCCGGAAGUGCCCAAGGAAGCACAUCCGGAAAAAAGAAAACAAAAAGAAAACGAGUCCGAGAAGAGAGCCAAGAAGAGGCCGAAAGUAAACAGCUCAUCAGGAAUGGAAGCGAGUGCAAGUAAAGAAGGGAAGAAGUCUCGGGCUGAGGACAAGCCACCAAAGUCGAAGGACGAGAAGAAAAAGGAGAAGUCUGCUAAACAACAGACGAAGUCGGAGCUAUCUUCUGAAGCUCUCAGGAGGGACAACCUUAAGGAGGACCCGGUUUCAGGCAAGGCAAGGGGUGGAAAAUCAAAGGGAGUCAAAAGAAGCAAAGACUUUAGCGAGCCUUUGCCUUUGGAAAUGACAGAUUGCUCUGAUAUCAAGUUCUCGGAACCGCCUCUCCAACUCCAACAGCCGGUUGCUCCUCCAGAUGUUGUCCCUCUACCACCGGCAAUCAUUAACGAGAAUUGGGUAGAGUGUGACGAUUGCCACACCUGGCGACUUCUUCCUCCGACUAUGGAUCCUCCCAAGCAGUCCGAUAGGUGGCGGUGCGAGAUGAUCACAUGGCUGCCUCCGGGAAUGAACAACUGCAGAAUCUCCGAGGAGGAGUCGACAAAUGCUGUCUACAACGCCCUUGGAAUUUCGAGUGCUAGUUUACCUGCGGUUCAAUUUUUGGCUCCCCCCGCACAUCCGCCACCUCCUGUAGCAGAAAUGUCUUCCAAGCUUAAUCACACUAAAAAGGCUCCGAGGCCAGAUUACAAUGAGGAGGCACCUGGGAAGUCUCGUGCUUUAGAUGUCAAGCCCGCGAAGCAUGCCGUUAAGAAGAAAGAAAAGUCCAAGAAGCAUUCUGAAGUUGACGAGUCUCGACUAGCUAAAAACAUUCAGACUCAAGAAGAAAAAUCUAAAGAUCCGCACGACAAAGCGAAAAAGAAAAAGAGAGCCUUGAGUGAAGAGAUCCACAUGUCCAAGAAGAUGAGACCCGAAGAUGGGAGUUUACAUCAACGUGGACGAUACCCCCAUGCGGACAUUUCCAACGAAGAGACUUUUGCGGACGAGGAUGCUGAGUCGCACGAGAAAUCUGCUGGCAAAAGACCGGUUGAUGCCAAGGGUGGCAGGAAGGACAAGCCAGACGAAUCCAGAAAGGAUAGGAGGGUUCAAGACGUGGAAGGAAGCAGCCAGCGUGCAAGGUACGAGGACAGCGAACGGGAGGAGGCAGGGAAGGCUUCGAAGCUUUUCAAGCCCGAGAAGAGUAGUACAAGAGGGAAAGCGGUUCGCGUGGUUGACAGGCACGCGGAUAUCCAACCGAAGACUUCUUCGAGGCUCAGCAAUGACGGCGUGGAACCACGAAAGAAGAAAGGAUCGGAGAACUGCUCGCCAUCCUAUGAGUCUGUAGACACGUUCAAAGGCCGGGGGGCUGACGACGCGAGGAACGCAGGCGACUUCUCCGAGAAGGAAGCCAGAAGGAGUCAUCCUGAGCACGGGAAGCUCUUGAAUGACUGGGACGAGUUUAAUGAGCAAAGCUCAUGGGACGAAGAUAUGGAUAAAAAGCAACAGGCUCACCAAAAGGCAGGCGACCAGGACAGGUACAGGCACGGUGAAGAUAAACAGGAUAGGGAGGGAGCUCCAGACGACAGGGACACGGAUAGGCGUCUUUCCACCGGGGCGAACGGUUUGGAAGAACGAGGCAGAGCAAAGGAGGACAAGAGCAGCAGGAAAAGCGUCAGAAGUUCCGAGGGUCGGUUGAAAAAUGCAGAGGCGCUGAAAGGCGAGCACGAGGAGUUUGACAAGGCUGAGACGUACGCAAAGGUUGAGGCUGACAGGGAUAGGAGGUCUGGGAAAGAAGCCCAGAGAACAAAUCCUUCCGAGGAGCCAGGCAAGAAAGGAGUGGCUGAAAUUCUCGAGGGGAAGCACGACGCCAAGGAUUACUCCCUUGCAAACAAUGCUAUCAAGGCGGCUAAAAACUUGAAGCACCACGCGGACCGUCUAAAGGACGAAACUGCGAAGGAUAUUUAUUUACAGGCAGCUCUCAAGUUUUUGCAAGGUGGAGCUCUUGUGGAGAACGUGUCUCUUUACAACGACACGGCGGAUCUGUUCAAAUUUUGUGCAUCGCAGUACGAGCGUGCAAAUGACAUGCCGGGGGCUCUUUUGGCCUACAAGUGUGCCGCAGUAGCACGCUUUCGAAUGGCGCUGCUAAAGAACUCGUCCCUGAGCCGAGACCGCCGGGAACUCCACUCGGCUCUCCACCGUGCACCCGCGGCAGUCCAGGCGACUCCUCCAACGGGAGAGUCGCCAUCCUCUUCUUCGGCAUCCGACCUCGACAACCUCAACAGUCAGAUGCUCCCCCCUGUCGAUAAGACGUUCUCGAGCACCGGGAAAGGACCCGUGUCACCGCUCAUCCAAAGCACCGGCACUGUACCUCCGGCACUCCAGCCAACGCUUGCUCGUUUCGUUCGGAAUACCGCAGACGUGUUUGAGGCCUUUGAUAUCUGGAAUAAGGCAGAGAGUGUGCUGGCGGCCGUGGUUGCGGCCAAAGUCCUGACCCCAGACAAGGUGGCUGCGCUGGAGAAGGUUUGCAGCAUUGGAUUCAGCGACGUGGAAGCACUGGUACGCCUUGUCAACCAAGCAUUAGAGGCACUGGGGCGAUAAUCAAGCAAAGCGCGACACACAGAGAAGGAUGGGGAAAUUUUUGAUUUAUGUAACAUAUAUAUGGUCAACAGCCCAACAAUGUAUCAAAAUUCAAGCAGGUUUUUUCUUACAAAAUAAAACACUCGAUCUUUUAAAA